Aspergillus luchuensis is the source of this 327-nucleotide messenger RNA. RefSeq lists its product as uncharacterized. The record is from RefSeq and is a predicted model, not a curated record. Gene Ontology annotation, molecular function: heme binding; oxidoreductase activity, acting on paired donors, with incorporation or reduction of molecular oxygen; monooxygenase activity. The transcript is spliced from 2 exons. Bases 1 to 327 code for a protein of 108 amino acids. Lineage: Eukaryota; Fungi; Ascomycota; Eurotiomycetes; Eurotiales; Aspergillaceae.
AUGACCGCUUUCUUCAUCCACCGUGAUCCUAAGAUCUUUCCCGAUCCAUUGCGAUUCAUCCCUGAGCGUUGGCUCUUGGAGCCAGAAGACUUACGAAAGUUGGAGCGGUACCUCGUCCCAUUUUCCAGGGGGACCUUGGGAUGUCUGGGUCCGAAUAUGACCUGGGCAUGGCUAUAUCUGGUGCUCGGGACACUCCUGCGAAGAUUCGAGAUGAGACUGCACAACACGACGGAGGAGAAUGUCGAGGUGACCCGGGAUAAAUUCCUUGGGCAGACGGAGCGCGGAAAGAAUCGGGUUCAGAUCAAGGUGGUGAGGGAGUAUCCCUAA